AUGCUCCGAAGGAAGAUAGGAGUGGAUGAUUACACAAUUUUGGCUGCUUUGGCAUGUGCCCUCAUUCAAAGCGUCAUCGCUAUCUUCCAGGUCAAGAAGGGAUUCGGUCGAAACAUUCAAUACUUAGAUCCUACGCAAAUCAAAGACAUCACUCGAGAUGUUUUUGUCACAAUUUUGUUCAACAUUAUUGGCACUUCCUUUGUCAGGGUCUCCGUUUGUCUGUUUAUCCUGCAGCUCCUGCCCUUCACAGAGAGGUUAAUCCGUUGGUGGACCUACGGGCUCAUGGUAUUCUUCGCCGUCACUGCGAUGGCCACGUUUCUUUCCAUGUGCUUUCAAUGCAUCCCAAUCCGAGGAAUUUGGGACGAAACCAUCAAUGCACAUUGCAUAUCAACAGCUGCAACCACCAAGAUCAACCAAGCGUCGGGCGCAUUUUCGGUUUUCAUGGACGUCCUUUGCGUUCUGCUUCCUAUCAUGGUGUUCCGGAAACUCCAAAUCAGUUGGCGAAAUAAGUUGGCUGUGUUUGUUCUGCUAGGACUUGGCCUUUUUACCGCAGGAGCGGCUAUUGCGAGGAUAGUCUUGUACGAUUUUGGGAGCGAAAACCUUACAUGGGACCUCGUUCCGGAUGCGAUUUGGUCUUGCGUCGAACAAAACAUCGGCAUAAUCGUAGCCUCUAUGCCAGCCCUUCGCCAGCUCUUCACCGUGUUCAAGCUACAACGCAACGUUCAGCACUCGCACUCCUCCGAGAAGCCCUUCGCUGGAGCUAACCACUUCAUCACAUCACCGCUGAGAACAUCGUUUGAGGGAAUGCAGUUCGACAAGACCCCGUCCCUUGACUCACCAGUCAACAAUAUUACAGAGCAGAUGGAACUCAAACAAAAGGUGGACAGUGGAAACAAAGUGAGUCCUACUACAAGCAUGACGUCACGGCUAGCGUGUUUGAGCUUGUCAGCAGAAAAGCUGCAAGGCGUUGAAGAAGAUCAUAAUGCCAAAGCGAGGGAAUGCACCGAGAAGUGGGAGGAAAGGCGUGAGAGUAUGCCAACUUUGGGGAAUCUAGCGGUGUUGAGGUACUCGUGCGGGAUCGAGGGAGGAUCCCCUAGGCUGGAAACUUAG
Messenger RNA from Letharia columbiana, 1110 nucleotides. RefSeq lists its product as uncharacterized. NCBI's taxonomy places the organism in Eukaryota, Fungi, Ascomycota, Lecanoromycetes, Lecanorales, Parmeliaceae. The record is from RefSeq and is a predicted model, not a curated record. Bases 1 to 1110 code for a protein of 369 amino acids. The transcript has 7 exons.